Messenger RNA from Gorilla gorilla gorilla (western lowland gorilla), 4194 nucleotides. RefSeq names its product zinc finger CCCH-type containing 10 (gene ZC3H10). Gene Ontology annotation, biological process: regulation of RNA splicing. The record is from RefSeq and is a predicted model, not a curated record. Lineage: Eukaryota; Metazoa; Chordata; Mammalia; Primates; Hominidae. The transcript is spliced from 3 exons. Gene Ontology annotation, molecular function: RNA binding; metal ion binding. The coding region runs from base 215 to 1795 and encodes 526 amino acids.
GUUAUGUGGUGUAGUUUGCAUCUCGCUGGAGUUGGAUGGGAUAUGGUACGUCUCUGGAGGCAGGUUUUAGGUUUCGCGGGUUAUUAGGGGCCAAUGCUGGUACCGCCCCUUUCCAGGAGGCCUGCCUUGGCGACUACCGCUUAGUAGACCAUGUCGUGCCUUUGGAUUGGGUUGCCAUGGUGACACGCAAAGCGUGCUGGGAACGUCCUGCGGCAUGUCGCACGCGUACUUCAUACACCAUAGAGUAUGGUUCCGGGUCUGGUGGCUAGAGCGUCACUUCUUCCGCAGGAAGCGGAAGAGCGAUCGGGUAGGCGGCUCUUUGUCGAAGCUAGAGGACCGGCAGGCGGCAGCAGCAACUACGGCGGCGGCGGCAGAACCCAGCAGUGAUGUGGAGGUGGAGACCCACAGGAGCCCCGGACUUCACCUGAGCUACCUCAGUGGUCACCAAGAGUGGCAAGAUAAAGAAAACCCUGAGUUGGGCGGGACCAGGAUGCCUGACCGGGACAGCUAUGCCAACGGUACCGGGAGCAGCAGUGGAGGCCCUGGAGGUGGUGGCAGCGAGGAGGCCAGUGGGGCAGGGGCAGGCAGUGGCGGGGCCAGCUCAGAUGCCAUCUGUAGAGACUUCUUGAGGAAUGUGUGCAAGCGAGGCAAGCGUUGCCGAUAUCGCCACCCAGACAUGAGCGAGGUGUCCAACUUGGGGGUGAGCAAAAACGAGUUCAUCUUCUGCCAUGACUUCCAGAACAAGGAGUGUAGCCGCCCAAAUUGCCGUUUCAUCCAUGGCUCCAAGGAGGAUGAGGAUGGCUAUAAGAAGACAGGAGAGCUUCCCCCACGGCUGAGGCAGAAAGUAGCAGCUGGCCUUGGCCUUUCACCGGCUGACCUACCAAAUGGCAAGGAGGAGGUCCCUAUCUGCCGUGACUUUCUCAAGGGUGACUGUCAGAGAGGAGCCAAGUGCAAGUUCCGUCACCUGCAACGGGAUUUUGAGUUUGAUGCUCGGGGUGGAGGAGGCACUGGUGGGGGCUCAACAGGCUCAGUCCUCCCAGGACGACGUCAUGAUCUCUAUGAUAUCUAUGACCUUCCUGACAGGGGCUUUGAGGACCAUGAGCCAGGCCCAAAACGCCGGCGAGGUGGAUGCUGCCCCCCUGAUGGCCCUCAUUUUGAGUCAUAUGAAUAUAGUUUGGCUCCACCGCGAGGGGUGGAGUGCAGACUGCUAGAGGAGGAGAAUGCCAUGCUCAGGAAGCGGGUAGAGGAGUUAAAGAAGCAGGUCAGCAACCUGCUGGCCACCAAUGAGGUAUUACUGGAACAAAAUGCUCAGUUCCGCAAUCAGGCCAAGGUCAUAACCCUGAGCUCCACUGCACCAGCGACUGAGCAGACUCUGGCCCCCACUGUGGGCACUGUUGCCACUUUUAACCAUGGCAUUGCCCAGACUCACACUACUCUCAGCAGCCAGGCUCUACAGCCUCGUCCAGUGUCCCAGCAAGAACUGGUGGCCCCUGCUGGAGCUCCAGCUGCUCCCCCAACUAAUGCUGCACCUCCUGCUGCUCCACCACCCCCACCCCCACACUUGACCCCAGAGAUCACGCCACUGUCAGCUGCCCUGGCUCAAACAAUUGCCCAGGGAAUGGCACCCCCACCUGUCUCCAUGGCUCCUGUGGCUGUAUCUGUGGCUCCUGUGGCCCCUGUGGCUGUAUCGAUGGCCCAACCCUUGGCAGGAAUCACAAUGAGCCACACCACCACUCCCAUGGUGACUUACCCUAUCGCUUCCCAGAGCAUGCGCAUCACGGCCAUGCCACACUGAUGGGGCUAAUGGACACUCCCCUGGUAUAGCCUCGCAGGGCUGGGGUCAGGGGGCCCUUGCCCACUCACCUAGCCUUCCCCAGCCCUGUCUGAAGGGCUCCCUUGAGAACUAGGACAAGAGACUACAAGGAGUAUGUCCUGAGGAGGGGUUGGGAUGGUGUGUUUUCUCUCACCUCCCUUUUAUGAGGGUCCUCUUGUCCAUUUUCAAGCCUCACAGUGGGAGCUUGCAGAGGAGUGCAGACUGAAGCCAGCAGAGAGGAAGGACUGACUGAGGGGCUGUGUCCUCUUAUGGGAAUUUGGGAACAUCCCUCGUCUUGUCCUCUCUUCUGCACAGCACAGGUUCCAGCACUGGUUUUGGAAGAAAAAAAUACCCUGCCCAGAGGGAAAGCCAGGAAAGAUUGGGAAAUGGGUGGUCAGGAGAGAAGGCCUGAUAGGAGCCUUCAGACAAUUUGGGUCCUAGUUGGUUGGGUUGGACAAUACAGGAAUUGCUUCUGGGCCCUGGGAAGGCUGGGACCAUAGUGCUCCAGCCCAAAGACUAGGGGAGCAUUCAUUACCCUAGUUUGACCUGAAAAUCCAUAGGGCAGGGCCCACUACUUUCCAAAGAAAUAAAAGAACAAUUAUUUUUAACAAAUGGAGGCAGUGAAAACUUGCUUAGCUAUUCUGUGUGGAAGAUGGGAGCAGUAAAUAGAUCUCAUGCCAAAAUGGGAUAAAGACCCCAGCCUCCCAUAGCUUUGGUAAGAUGGAUAGAAGCCAGUGAAGAAGGGUAGGGACCCAGAACAAGACCAAAUGGGGCUUUGGGGAAGGCACUUUAUGGGGUAAAAGCUUUGGAGCCACCUAGUCUAGUUUAAAAAUAGUUCCAUCUGUUUCUGGUCUCUGUAUGUAUGUGCUAUUCCCAGGUUGCCUUAGUAACCAGGGCUCCUAGGGUCAUUUAGCAGGGCAGGCAGUAAGGAGAGUGUAUUUGCUGAAAUGGGGAUGGGAUGUUACAUAGUUGACAGAUCCUUAUUCAAACAGAGCAGGACAGGUGGAGUCGAUGGCCAUUGAGUUGAUGGCAGUUGCCGCUCAGUUGAUGGCAGUUAAUGUCCCUCCUACCCCACCCCUUCAGUGGCCAGUUCCUGAAGCCUUCAAGGCUUGGGAGGUCUGGGAAAAGAGAGUCCUUCUAGGGACACAAGCCUCAGGGUCCAUCGCUUUCCUCUGUCUCCACAUAGGACCAGAAGUUUUAAAUUUACUUAAGUCAGUAAGGCCAGGGGCCCCAAUAGUCAAACCUCAGUUCCUCCUCAGCUCAUGGCUGAUGUAGGGAAAACAACUCAGGUGUCUAGUCUAAUGGGACAGUAGAUUUGGGGGUAGAGAGUGAUCCUGGAUUGUGUUCCCCCUCAUCAUGUCUCCUGCUACCUCUUGCUUUCUUGUCUGGUUGAUCACUCAGGUCACAUCUGGGAUUGGAGAUGGUUGGCUAGGUCAAGGCCAGUCAUUAAAAAAAAAAGCCUAAAGACUAACAGUGGGCUAACAUUGUGGAUUUUAGAAACAACACAUUGAUAAGCUUAAUGUUUUUUGGGACACAAUUUUUUUUUUUUUUUUUUUUUUUUUUGAGAUGGAGUCUUGCUCAGUCACCAGACCGGAGUGCAGUGGCGCAAUCUCGGUUCACUGUAACCUGCGCCUCCUGGGUUCAAGCGAUUCUCUUGCGUCAGCCUCCCGAGUAGCUGGGACUACAGGCGCCCGCCACCACGCCCGGCUAAUUUUUUUAUUUUUAGUAGAGACGGGGUUUCAUCGUGUUGGCCAGAAUGGUCUCUAUCUCUCGUGAUCCGCCCGCCUCAGCCUCCCAAAGUGCUGGGAUUACAGGCGUGAACCACCGUGCCCGGCAAUUCUAGACUAUUAAAAGAGAUGGUUUAAGAGCAUUUAGAGAAGAAUGUCACCAUAGAUACCAACAUGAAUUCUCAGUCAAAUCCUGACUGACUUUAUUUCCUCCUUGCCAGGUUAUCUCCAAAGAGGUAGAUUUGGGAAAUUUUAGACAUUGUAUGUCUUGUAUGUAUUUACUCCAGCUGAAGACCACCAAGAAUACACCUGGUAAUUGAGCAAGUUGGGUUUAAUGCUCAUUGCAGUGAGGGGGAGGGCUCACCAUUGGGGAUAACGUGGUGUGUCUCAGCAUGAGGGUGUUAGGAAUGACUUAGAGAACUUAGACUUUGGUUAAGUGAUUUUGGGGAAGAUUCAAGAAAGUGGGUGUUCUUUUGGAUUGGGCGCUGUUAAGGGAAUCCAGGAUAAUUGGGUAGCUUGUCUAGAAGAAGGGCAGACAAGUGAACCUAAGCACAGUCGAUGAUGAAGUCACUCACUAGCUGGGAAGGGGGAUGUUUGCUGUUUUGUGGUUUGCACACUGACCUUGUUUUGUGCUUAAACAAAAUUGUGUAGUGA